AUGGUCGGCCAGGAGGCAUCCGACCUCCAAGUGAGGGAAGAUUCUCAUGAUGACUCCAGACCGGCAAAGAGGCAGCGCAACUUCAUUGCACGACAGGCCUGUGAAGCUUGCCGUACAAAGAAGACGCGGUGCGAUGAAGACAUGCCAUGUAGCUUGUGUCGGAGUCUGGGGAUCGAAUGCACCUAUGUCGAGCGCAAACCUACCAAAAACGAGACCUCUAUGGGUAUGAUUUUCAACACUCUGAGGAGAAUGGAGUCCAAGAUCGACCAUCUCUCAAUCCCAACCGCUACUAGACCUUCGCCGGAGGUGUCUCAUCGAAGUGAAUCAAAUCAUGCUCCUAUUGCUAGCCCGUAUUCUAUGGAACCGGUUCCAUCGAACCGAACCUUGCCCUCACCACAAACCCAGACAAGCAGACCUCUGACUCAGCCGACAGCCAGCGGAUCGGUACUGUCCUUCAGUGCUCAUCGAACUAUUCAUUGGCCUGGAGUCCAUGCGUCGCUGCCACCGAGUCUUUCUAGCGCCAUUGAAAACCUGGAGAUAACAUACCCUACUCAUCUGGAGUCCGAACGACCGUCACUAAACCCCAUCAUCCAAGCAGCAGCUACAAUGCCUACAGGCGAUUGGCUGUCCUCGCUGAGUUUGUCAUGUGUUAAAGAACUGUCCAACGCCUAUUUCGACACCUUCAAUCGGGUAUAUCCUUUUAUCGAUCGAGACUACUAUUACCUAAACACACUUGCUGUUGUGGUUCGUGAGGGAUUCGGCUACGACAUGGAAUCAUGCCUCGUUCUCAAUAUCAUGGCAUUGGGUUGUAUGGGGCUCAAAGCUUUUGAAGAAGGUGGCUUUGACACAUCCCAGCAUGCUCCGAUCACGCCGCUCAUUCGUCACAUCAUGGAAGAAGAAUUCGCCGGACUGAGCUUCUUCAACGAAGCCCGCAGAAGAGUAGGGUUCUGUCUCUGCGAGCGAGACAUUCAGAGCUGCCAAUAUUAUCUGUCAUCAGCAGUCUUUUUCGCCCAAAUCAUGCGCCCAGUCGAUGAGUGGAUGAUGACCAAUCGAGCAUCUGUCAGUUGUGCUGCCUUCUGGAAAUGUCCGCCCAAGCCUCUUGAUGAAUGGCUGUCCGACAUGCAAUCGAGGUUGUUCUGGAGUGCGUUGACACUCGAGAGCGUCAUCGUGCAAGAAUUGGAAUUACCAUCCAGCGGCUUGAAAGAAUGGGAGGAGACAGUCCCGCUGCCAAAGUUCACCACAUAUCCGUACGUCAGCAAGUCACGCGCUCAAAACUCGGACGACUCGUAUUACCAUUAUCACUUUCUUGCGCAGAUCGCCGUGAGAAUCAUCUUGAGUCGCGUGCGUGAAGAAUUGUACUUCAGCAAUCCUUCAACGGCUCUUGCAGAGGAGCUUUGGCACCAAUUGGAGCAGUGGCGUGCCAACCUGCCCGAAGCGCUGCACUUCGCUGAGGACGAUCCGGAGCCCGUCUUCGACAGCCCCAGCGAUGCCGUGGUAGUCGCUCUACUCCAGGCCCGGUAUCGCAUCUCGACGUUCCACCUGGGCCGGCCUUUUUUGUACAAGGCAUUGCAGAAUCCAUCAGCAGCUACGGACAAUGACCUGAAAAUGUGUUCGAGGGCAUUGCGGUUUGCAAUGGACUGGCCUCUAAUUUGGGACCGUCUCCGCGCCAUGCCAAAUUUCAUGCCACUGAAAUAUUUUUGUGCUGGUCAACUUUUUGGUCAACUGUUCAUUUUCAAUGCAUUCAAAAACUCGACCAACGAGCGACUGCGGAAUGCACUCCCUAACGGGUACGAUCUGUGGUGCACCAGAAUGCUCAGAUACAUUACCGAAUUCGUUGGAUCCAGUCCGACGAUGGCUAAGAACCUUGAGCUGCUUUCCACACUGUAUCAGCCCAGGGACACAUGA
This is a messenger RNA of Exophiala xenobiotica, 1905 nucleotides long. RefSeq lists its product as uncharacterized. The coding region runs from base 1 to 1905 and encodes 634 amino acids. The record is from RefSeq and is a predicted model, not a curated record. NCBI's taxonomy places the organism in Eukaryota, Fungi, Ascomycota, Eurotiomycetes, Chaetothyriales, Herpotrichiellaceae. The transcript has 4 exons. Gene Ontology annotation, molecular function: zinc ion binding; DNA-binding transcription factor activity, RNA polymerase II-specific. Gene Ontology annotation, biological process: regulation of DNA-templated transcription.